Messenger RNA from Anisakis simplex (herring worm), 264 nucleotides. The record is from the annotation of a GenBank genome assembly. Lineage: Eukaryota; Metazoa; Nematoda; Chromadorea; Rhabditida; Anisakidae.
AUGGAUGGGCAACUGAUGAGUGCAGAAACGAGUGGAGAUUCGCGGUCAUGCACCCCUUCAUCAUCAUCACAUCAGUUAAGUUCCACAGUCUACACAACUGAACGUGGAAUUGAGGCCGCCGCCGCCGCCGUCGCCGCCGCAGUUGACGAGUCGUCGAUUCGGCCACGCGCCCGCAGUGCACAGGUACAUAAACCAAUGCUAACGUUAGCGCCAGUAAUAAAUAAGUGUAAUAGUGCUGCUAUAGUAGUAAUGCUGCCUGUCUGA